CCACAAGCCCGACUCCACCCAGCAGGGAGGGAAAGGUGACAGAUUGGGCAGAAUCCCGGGCCUCACCACCAGCAGCGGAGCUCGAAGUUUGUUACAGGCAGCCUCUCAAAGUGGAUAAUCCACGGAGGGGAAGCUAAAAGUCUGCCCAAAUGGGCAACGUGCAGGAGCGCCCAUCGGAGACCAUUGACCGGGAACGGAAACGGCUGGUAGAGACAUUGCAGGCUGACUCUGGGCUGCUGCUGGAUGCGCUGGUGGCCCGGGGCGUCCUCACUGGGCCCGAGUACGAAGCCUUGGAUGCGCUGCCCGAUGCAGAGCGCAGGGUGCGCCGCCUACUGCUGUUGGUGCAGAGCAAGGGCGAGGCAGCCUGCCAGGAGCUACUGCGCUGUGCCCAGCAAACAGUGCGCAUGCCAGACCCAGCCUGGGACUGGCAGCACGUGGGGCCUGGCUACCGAAACCGCAGCUAUGACCCUUCAUGCCCAGGCCACUGGACGCCAGAAGCACCCAGUUCAGGGACCACAUGUCCUGGGCUGCCAAGAGCUUCACAGCAAGAGGAGGUCGGAGGUCCUGAGGGCUCUGAGGCACUGCAGCCUGGAACUCCAGAGGAGCCAGAACUAGAAGCUGAAGCUACUGAAGUGGAUGAGCCAGACCUGGAACAAGAAAUGGAGCCGGAGCCGGAGCCGGAGCCGGAGCCGGAGCCGGAGCCGGAGCCGGAGUCGGAGCCGGAGCCGGAGCCUGACUUCCAAGAAGAGGAUGAAUCUGAAGGUUGUGAGGGCACCUAAACCCUUGCUUGCAGGCUUGUUAGAGGUUGUGGACUUGGAAGUGGGGGCUGAUCCCCAUUCCACUGACCAUCAUUUUCAUCUGCAGAUUCCUGAAGGCCAGAAUCCUUACCUGUCCAAUCCUAUUUAUGCUGGUUAAGACCUGGAAACCUGCCAGAGCUUGACCCCAUCGAUGCACCGAGACUCCAUUUACUGCCAAAUGAAUAAACUCGGGAGGGUCAGCCUGGACCUGACUCUAAGACAGCUUGGCUCUUUGCUCAAGAACUGAGGGUGGGCGUGGGUCUGAAUCCCAUUGACCUGAGCAGGCUUGUGUGAAAAUACCCCCACCCCCUCAAAAACAUUCCACUCCCCAAACAGCCCAAGCUGUAAUUCUGGAGAUCUCAGAUGCAGGCCCCUAAAUCUGACCUUCCCCCACCCCCUUUAUUCCCCUCAGGGACCAUUUGGGAGGCCGAGUGGGCAACACUUCUAAUCCAUGGAAAUCACUCGGCUUGGUGUACCAAGCAAGUGAAGGGGAAUGUCCAUCCGCACAUGGUGAGAAGUCUUGGAGCUCAGUCUUGCAGGGAGGACCUGAGAGGAAACUUGAGUAGACAGACGCCACACGCAUCACUGUAACUGCUGUUUAAUUGUCUGUCUUUCCUCUGAACUGGGAGCUCAGUGAGGGGCGUGGGGUCUAACCAGUCACAGACAUACACAAGGAGUUCUGUACAUAUCUACUAAGUAAACAAAUACGAACUUCCCAGCUGUGUUUCCAAGCUUCCCAGAUGGAAAACUGAGAAGCCAGGGUUAGGGCGGUACAAGCUCAAUCUCCCACGGCUGAAUCUGAGGUGAAAUGAAAGCCUUAACCAGCUCUGUACUAAUCCCGGCGGGCCUGACCAUGAGAUAACAAACCCUAGGGCCUGCCCUGCAGGUUUGAUUGUGGUUGCUUCUGCCUGUACUAACCACUGCCAGAGACCAGCUGUGAGGCUGUGGUCAAAGACAGGUACAACCAAGACUGAGGGUGGGGUCAGGUGCUGGGCUCACAAGACACAGAGACACAGUGUGUCUGUGUGUGUGAUAAGAAAGGUGGUCUAGGGGGCU
Messenger RNA from Mus pahari (shrew mouse), 1853 nucleotides. It is a transcript of the gene Nol3, whose product is annotated as nucleolar protein 3. The record is from RefSeq and is a predicted model, not a curated record. NCBI's taxonomy places the organism in Eukaryota, Metazoa, Chordata, Mammalia, Rodentia, Muridae. Gene Ontology annotation, cellular component: mitochondrion. Bases 150 to 779 code for a protein of 209 amino acids. Gene Ontology annotation, biological process: negative regulation of release of cytochrome c from mitochondria; negative regulation of extrinsic apoptotic signaling pathway; negative regulation of intrinsic apoptotic signaling pathway. Gene Ontology annotation, molecular function: cysteine-type endopeptidase inhibitor activity involved in apoptotic process; death effector domain binding; death receptor binding. The transcript is spliced from 4 exons.